Molecule: messenger RNA, 1285 nt
Organism: Gigantopelta aegis
Lineage: Eukaryota; Metazoa; Mollusca; Gastropoda; Neomphalida; Peltospiridae
Product: 39S ribosomal protein L15, mitochondrial-like
Exons: 4
Coding region: 7-933 (308 amino acids)
Biological process (GO): translation
Cellular component (GO): mitochondrial large ribosomal subunit
Molecular function (GO): structural constituent of ribosome
Source: RefSeq, a predicted model, not a curated record
CUGAAAAUGAUGGUGCGGCAAAUAUUCGCAGGAAUUGACACAGGCAAAAACAUAAUGGCUGGCGUUGCUGAAAAGGCCUUGAAGUUGAUCCGAAAUUUGCCUCGGGUCACCAUCGGCAACAUUAAAGGAUUGCCGGGUUCCAAUGUGAAGAAAGAUAGACGACGAUCCUUUAAGAAAGGUCGCACUCAUGGUCGAGGUCACAAGGGUCAGGGUCAAAGGAACACAAUGCCAAGACUCGGGUUUGAGGGCGGACAGACACCGUUCUACCUCAUCAUACCCAAGGAGCCGUAUUACAGAGGACACCAUUUGCGGCGAGAGUACCCUCCCUUGUCCAUGCUGCAGCUUCAGCGAAUGAUUGACCUUGGCCGCCUCGACGCAGAUGAACCCAUUGACCUGAGUGCUAUCUGCAACUCGAGACUCUACAAGAUCGAUGUCCUCAAGAGACAAUUCGGAGUCAACCUCACUGAAGAGGGUGUUGACCUGUUUUCGGCUAAAGUCAACCUUGAAGUUCAGUGGGCGAGUGAAGCCGUGAUAGCCGCUGUGGAGCGCAACGGGGGCGUCAUCACGACACGCUACUUCGACCCCGCAUCCCUGUUUGCUGUCAUGAACCCCCUGCAGUUCUUCCAGAAAGGUGUUCCAAUCCCACGCUGCAAGUUCCCUCCGGCAGAUGCCAUUCAGUUCUACACAGACCCGAAAUCACGUGGCUAUCUCGCCAACCCAGAACAAGUGGAGAAAGCGAGGUUCGAACUCUCCCAGAAAUACGGCUACACGUUGCCAGACAUCAUUGCGGACCCACACAGAGAGAUGUUGAUGAUGAGGAAAGACCCGCGACAGAUAUUUUAUGGCUUGGCCCCUGGCUGGGUUGUCAACCUGAAAGAUAAGGUGGUGCUCAAACCCAAGAGUAAAGAAUAUCUAGAGUAUUAUGCGUCAUGAUACUCACUCUGAGUCGAGUAGUGUAACCCUCAAUGUGCUAGUUGGAUGCUAACAGACAUAACAAAUUAACAAAUCUUAGUUUUAAUAGAAGUUCUCAGUGGGUGAUAUCUUCUUGUGUGUUGUAAUAUUAAGGUAGUAUACAACAUCUUAUUUCUAAAUGGAUCUGGAAGAUAUCGGUAUUCUCAGUGGGUGAUAUUUUGAUUGUUACACAUGCUGAGAGUGACUAUAAUAUUUUCUCAUUUGACUAUACUAUUGUGUGGGUAACCAUGUUUGCUGGAUGACAUCAGAGUUUAUUAGUAAUGUCUGAAACUUCCUUACUUGUGAAACCAUGGUAAUAAAUGUCUUAACUUCA